AUUUUAAAAAAAUGGAAAUUAACGAAGAUGAUGAAUUCACUCUCUUCUCUCCGUCCGGCGCCGGCCUCCAAGUUUCCGACAGCCAUUUCCGCCACCUUCCACCACUCAACUCUAUCAAUUUCCGCCGCAAUCCCAAACUCCGCAACCCAGGAAAAACCACCACCUCUGAAGCAGCGGUCCACAAAACCCAGAAAAAUCAUUUCCCCAACUCCCAUUCUCGCCCCCGCUUCACCCCCACCAUCUUCACCACCUCCGAAGAAGGUUCUGGUUCCAAUUGGGCUCGGCACAGAAGAGAUGGAGGCGGUGAUAAUGAUUGAUGUUUUCCGUCGAGCUGGCGCCGCGGUGACGGUGGCUUCCGUGGAGGAGCACCUGGUGGUUGAGGCCUCUGGCGGCACCAAGCUGGUGGCGGACGCACUCAUCUCAGCUUGUUCCGAUGAAACUUUCGAUCUCGUUGCAUUACCGGGAGGAAUGCCAGGCUCUGCGCGUUUAAGGGACAGCAAAACUCUUCAAGAUAUAACAAAACGACAGGCAGACGCAAAAAGGUUGUACGCCGCAAUUUGUGCUGCUCCAGCAAUUACGCUUUUGCCAUGGGGUUUACUCAAGAGAAAACAGACAACAUGUCACCCCGCUUUUAUGGAUAAGCUUUCGUCCUUUUGGGCUGUCAAAACGAAUUUACAAGUUUGGGGAGAGUUGACUACUAGUAGAGGACCUGGCACUUGUUUCGAAUUCUCGAUUUCUUUGGUUGAACAGCUCUUCGGUGAGUUGGUGGCUAAAGAAAUCUGUGAAUCUAUGCUAUUAAGUGUUGCUGAUGAAAAUCCUAGGAGAGAAGAAUUUAAUGAAGUUUCGUGGUCACUUGAUCAUGCUCCUCAGGUUCUCAUUCCAGUGGCGAAUGGUUGUGAAGAAAUUCAAGUGGUGACAAUUAUAGAUAUUCUACGAAGAGCGAAAGUAAAUGUUGUAGUUGCUUCAGUCGAAAAAUCACUGCAAAUAUUAGCAUCUAGAGGGACCAAAAUAGUUGCGGACAAGACAAUUAGUGUUGCUGCCGAGUCCGUUUAUGAUUUAAUCAUCCUUCCCGGAGGAGAAUUAAGUUCCGAGAAGCUGCACAAGUCUAGGAUUCUGAAAAAGAUGCUAAAAGAACAAAAAUCGGGCGGUAGAUUCCUCGGUGCAAUAUGUUCAUCGCCUGAAAUCCUCCACAGACAAGGAUUGCUAAAGGACAAGCGAGCGACAGCUCACCCUUCCGUAAUAAGCAAGCUCGAUGACGUGGCGGUAAGUGGGGCCCGGGUAGUCAUCGACGGGAAACUUAUCACCGCCAAGGGAGUUGCUAAUGCAACGGAUUUUGCACUUGCUAUUGUGAGUAAGCUUUUUGGGCAUGCAAGAGCUAGGAGUGUGGCCGAAGGUCUCGUUUAUGACUAUCCCAAGCAAUAGGACUGGUCUAUAUAUAUAUAUAUAUAUAUAUAUAUAUAUAUAUAUAUAUAUAUAUAUAUAUAUAUAUAUAUAUAUAUAUUACACGAAUUCAAGAUUCAGAGAAGCUGACAAGAGUGACAACUGCGAAGAAUCCAUCCUUAAGAUGAGGUUUAGGGUAAGCAUUAGUAAUUUAGGAUUAUAGCAAUGUUUGUGGGAUCUACUAUGGUAUUUUAUAUAUUUUUUAAUUACAAAUUGUGGUAAUUAGAUAAUAUGUGUAUAUUUAUAGCUUCCAUGACUAAGUGUUUAAUUUUCGACAUGAAUCAACGUCAUGGUCCGUGUAGUUUGGACCGAGUUUUCUGCGAAGGAAAAAGUAUAAGAAGCUCUUAUCAUGUUGUGUUGUAGAUAUUUUUAAUAACUGUUUUUUUUAGA
Molecule: messenger RNA, 1830 nt
Organism: Erythranthe guttata (spotted monkey flower)
Lineage: Eukaryota; Viridiplantae; Streptophyta; Magnoliopsida; Lamiales; Phrymaceae
Gene: DJ1C
Product: Class I glutamine amidotransferase-like superfamily protein
Biological process (GO): glyoxal metabolic process
Cellular component (GO): cytoplasm
Source: RefSeq, a predicted model, not a curated record